Messenger RNA from Corticium candelabrum, 1682 nucleotides. RefSeq names its product dual oxidase maturation factor 1-like. NCBI's taxonomy places the organism in Eukaryota, Metazoa, Porifera, Homoscleromorpha, Homosclerophorida, Plakinidae. The transcript is spliced from 6 exons. Gene Ontology annotation, cellular component: endoplasmic reticulum membrane. Gene Ontology annotation, biological process: protein transport. The record is from RefSeq and is a predicted model, not a curated record. Bases 66 to 1424 code for a protein of 452 amino acids.
GUCAACUCCUUACGGUAAUACGUCCAGUUGUUCACUGACAGAAGCAGAGACUGCAAGUUUCACUCAUGGGCUUUUUCGACGUCUUUCGUGAGAAUGGAGGACCUACUCAGUACGGACCUCAGUAUACGCCUGUAACCGAAGACGUGCUUGUAGUCGGGCUCCUUGUUGGCUUCGGUAUCGUUCUUUUCUCUGCUAUCAUAGUUCUUCCUGGGAUUAGAGGAAAGGAGAGUUUAUUUGCUGUUGUCAAGGUCUUAGCAACCGUCUUUUUCGGUGCAGUCAUUUUAGUGUCCAACUAUGGCUAUGGAUGGCAGAGUGGCAGCGUUCACACAAAAACCUUCUACAAAGUUCGAAACCCUUCAGUACAAAAGCAUGAAAUUGAUGCAGAUAUUGGUUUACACGUUGGUCUUAGAGGAAUCAAUGUAACUUUGAAAGGGACACCUAUUUUCCAAUGGAAUGAAGUUAUCAACUACAAUGAGCGUUUUAGUUGGGAGUGGAACCAGGGUAGACUGGGGUUUGGCCCAUAUGCUGGAAGGAUCAGCAGAGAAUUUCGAGCUGGUCAGUACAGAGGCCUGCCAUUACCUAUCCUAGCUAUUGUGGAGUAUUUCACUCUGGAUGGUGAGAAGAUUCGCUGGGGACGAUGUUACAGAGAGGCUGGCUAUUAUACGCACAUCAUGCUGUGGACUGCCGUCCCACUGUAUGUGCUGUCUCUUCUUUUCUUUAAGCUUGUAUUGUCUGUUGGAGCAUUGUUUUUGGCUCUAACUGGGUGCUGUCUGCUUCUCUCCAACAUUCUCUUCUCCACUCUUAUCGCAAAUGCCACACCAGCACUUCAAAUUCCUUUUGAUGAUAAUCAAGUUUUAAAAUUACAAUAUGGAUGGAGCUACUUUUUAGUCAUGGUCACCGGGAUUUUAUGCAUACUGCAAGCAGCCGUCGUCAUUUUCAUGGAUUAUCGAUUUCCAAGGCAACUUGCUAAGUUCUUCAGUACAAGUGUUCAAGAUAAUGAAUGCCCUGAUGAAACAGAUAUUGAUGAGAGUAAUGAAGUGGCUGCUGUAGGCUCAAACAGUGGACAUCAUGUUGUACAAAUGGGCAACUCUCCCACUGAACCUCCAGCUAAUCAACUAUCAAAGCGACGAUUUACCUCUCCCAGUGUCCGUCCUAGCCUUCGUGCUCUCAGACGACUGCCCAGCUCAGACACAAACCCAACAACAAAUUACCUUCGACCAGGCUAUGUGAACAUUACACUUGAUGAGAAUGGAAUGAUCAAAGCAGAAACUCCAACGUCACACAGACCGCUAAGAAGACAGCCAACAGCAAAUGCAAAUUUAUCAGUACCACUAUCAACGAGGAAAUUAAGUGAUGUAGGUGAAGAACAAGAGACUAACCAAGAAACAGUUGAGAGCAGCUUGCAGCUAGAACAACAACCCUGAAGGAAAAUCUAUUUGACUUAUAUUUAUGUCUAACACAUAUUGUGUAGUAACACAUGACUCAAGUUGAUAGUAGCCACAGGACAGCAACAGCAAUAAAUACUAGAACUUAUAGAUAGUUUGCAUGACAUCUUACAUUGUAUACUCAGAACAUGUCUUUUACAGUACGUUCUAACACUACACACAAUUUAUAAACUAUGUAUUGUUUUCAUUUCCGAGUUGGAUAAACAAGCAAAGGGCUUCCUUUCAAACUAGAUGAAA